This is a messenger RNA of Ananas comosus (pineapple), 1380 nucleotides long. Its product is annotated as aspartic proteinase CDR1-like. Bases 1 to 1380 code for a protein of 459 amino acids. The transcript has a single exon. NCBI's taxonomy places the organism in Eukaryota, Viridiplantae, Streptophyta, Magnoliopsida, Poales, Bromeliaceae. The record is from RefSeq and is a predicted model, not a curated record. Gene Ontology annotation, cellular component: extracellular region.
AUGGCCCAGAAAAUCUAUCUACAACACCCUGUUCUUCUGCCUGCUGCUCUCUUAUGCAUCUUUCCUCUUCUCACAACUUCUGCAGCUCUACCCAAAGGGAGAGGCUUCAGCGUCGAGCUCAUCGACGUCGACUCGAAGCGAUCCCCAUUCUACGACCCAAAACUCACCGAAUCUCAACGGAUCCGACGUUCCGUGGACCUCUCCAAGUCCUAUGUCCUCUGGCUUGAAUCGCAGAUAUUGUUUGGAGCCAAUCUCACCACCAUACGCCCCCCUCUACUCUUAAAACCGCCGGCCACAUUCAUGGUUGCAGUUAGUAUUGGCACCGGUGACGGCAUGCAUUCCUACUACCUCCUGCUCGACACCGGCUCGGGACUCACUUGGACUCAGUGCUUGCCUUGCCAUACAUGUUUCCCACAAUCUGCACCCAUCUUCAACCCAACAUUGUCCCCGACUUACCGUAUAGUCGGCUGUAGUGAUCCGUUAUGCAAGCCACCGAUGUAUCGGUGCGUCAACGAUCGGUGCGAGUACGCUAUUCGUUAUGGCGACAAUACGUAUUUUGCUAGCGGCGUCCUUUCAAGGGAGACCUUCGUUUUCCAAAAUGCGCAAGUCGGCCGGUCCACGACGGUCCCAAAUUUGGCCUUUGGUUGCACGCACUCGAGUCACGUCAAUUUCAACGGCAAUCCGGCCGGCAUCUUCGGGAUGAACCUCAACCCCACAUCAAUGGUGAGGCAAUUGGCAAACCUCGCGAACGGUCGCUUCUCCUAUUGCCUCGUCCCUCCCACCGCGGCCAACACCUCUACUUUCUUGCGGUUCGGGAGCGACAUUAAGCUUCCUCGAGAAGCAUACCAAACUACGAAAAUCUUAACAUAUCUCAACGACGACGGCCAUCACUUCAUCGGUUUGGACGACAUUAGCUUGAACGGUCGGCGCCUGGGAUUCCCUAACGGAACUUUCGAGCGUCGGCAUGAUAGGACCGGCGGUUGCUUCGUGGAUACAGGAGCGCGCACGACGCAUCUGAUCGCCCCCGCCUUUGACCACGUGAUAAACGUCGUGAAGGACUACUUCCGCCAUCAUAAUCUCGAACCGGUGAAAAAUGAGAGCUCGCCCUUCAGUGUUUGCUAUAAAACAGUAGAGGGCGUCGAUCGCUACAUGCCGUCGAUGACACUUCACCUCGAAGGCGGCGCGCAGUACAACAUAAGGUGGCAAUAUUUGUUCGUUGCAAAUCAAGAGAGAGACAUCUUUUGCCUUGCGCUGCUCUCGAGCAAUAGACACAGCGUUCUCGGGGCUCGACAACAGCUCAACACUUGGAUGAGAUAUGAUACAGUACAUAAUGUCUUAUCAUUUGCUCCGCAUGAUUGCUCUCAUGAUGCAAAUAAUUAA